AUGGGUCUGUUGACCUCCCUGCCGAAGCUACCCCUCGUGGGGUCGAUCCUCAUAGUCCUCUGCUCGCUCUUCACCCCGGCGACCGCCUACACCGAGCUCGGCGACGAGGCCCUGCGCGCGAUUCCCUCGGGCGGCGACAGUUUCGAUAUCAACACGGGCUCGCUGCUGGCGCCCAUUCUGAUCCCCCGCGUCCCCGGCACCCCGGGCUCCGCCAAGGUGCAGCAGCACUUCGUCGACUUCUUUCGCGCCAAUCUGCCCGAGUGGAUUAUUGAGUGGCAUAACUCGACAUCGAAGACGCCUGCAACCGGCAACAAGGACAUACCCUUCACCAACCUCAUCUUCCGCCGCGACCCACCUUGGGCCAAGGGAGGGGAUGUCGAGUACCUGACGCUCGUCGCGCACUACGACAGUCUGUACCAUCCAGAAGGGUUCAUUGGCGCGAUUGACAGUGCUGCGCCCUGCGCGAUGCUGCUGCAUGCGGCGCAGAGCAUUGAAGAGGCGUUGGUGAAGAAGUGGAAGGCCAUGGAGGCGUCCGGCGACGCUGGUAGCGGGCUCGAGGAGGAGAAGGGCGUUCAGAUCAUCCUGCUUGAUGGCGAAGAAGCGUGGGUGUCGUGGACCGAGACAGAUUCGCUUUAUGGAGCUAGCCUCAGGGCCCUGGCCAAAAGCUGGGAGGAUACUGUCCACCCGCACUCUUUGUAUAAAUCGCCACUCUCGUCCAUCAGUCUCUUCCUCCUUAUCGACCUCCUUGGCGCCCCUAACCCACGGAUACCCUCGUACUUCCCAACAACUCACUGGGCAUACAAGAAGAUGGCAAAGAUCGAGCAUCGCAUGCGCGAACUCGGCGUUCUCGAGACCAAGCCGAAGCACCCCUUCCUGACAGACAGGAAGAAGGAAAAGGUGGGCUUCGGCGGGGGUUAUGUCCUGGACGACCACGUGCCCUUUAUGGAGCGCGGUGUUGAGAUCCUGCACAUCAUCCCAACACCUUUCCCCGAUGUAUGGCACAAGAUCGAGGACGACGGAGAGCACCUGGAUCUGCCGACGGUACGGGAUUGGGCACGUAUCCUGACUGUAUUUGCCGCGGAGUGGAUGGACUUAGACGAGCACCUGCCCAAGAGAGCAGAGAGUGAGGCCGUCGGUGGGCCAAGCGAUUUCCGGGACGAACUCUGA
Messenger RNA from Colletotrichum spaethianum, 1167 nucleotides. RefSeq names its product glutaminyl-peptide cyclotransferase. Bases 1 to 1167 code for a protein of 388 amino acids. Gene Ontology annotation, molecular function: zinc ion binding; glutaminyl-peptide cyclotransferase activity. The record is from RefSeq and is a predicted model, not a curated record. Lineage: Eukaryota; Fungi; Ascomycota; Sordariomycetes; Glomerellales; Glomerellaceae. The transcript is spliced from 2 exons.